Seriola dumerili (greater amberjack) is the source of this 1806-nucleotide messenger RNA. RefSeq names its product kinesin-like protein KIN-14E (gene kifl). The record is from RefSeq and is a predicted model, not a curated record. Gene Ontology annotation, molecular function: microtubule binding; microtubule motor activity; ATP binding. Lineage: Eukaryota; Metazoa; Chordata; Actinopteri; Carangiformes; Carangidae. The transcript has 14 exons. Gene Ontology annotation, biological process: microtubule-based movement. The coding region runs from base 1 to 1806 and encodes 601 amino acids.
AUGCUGGAGCUGUUCUCCAACAGGCUGGACGUCCUGCACAGCCACCAGGCCUCCACACUGCAGGAGCUGCAAAUGGCCAGACAGGAAGUUGGGAAAGUCCAAGAAUUGUUGAUGGUAUCAUCACAGGAGCAGCGGGAGGAAGCAGAGGAAGGUGAAAGCUCAGAGAACAAAGGACAACAACAGAUUGUGGAUUGCAGUGAGUCAGAUCUGCCACUGGAGGGGGCUAAAGCCCGUCUAGAGGAGCUGAGGGAGAGUUUGUACCAGAGGGAGAGAGAGAUCACUGAGCUGCUGGAGGCAGAGAAGAGCCAUGUCCCUCCUGUUCCUCCGCCACCCUGCAGUCUUCUGCUUCCCACUGUCAUACACAAGGCGCAUGCAAUCUGCAGUGCAGUGACUGAGACCAGAGCUCUGUUGGACCGGAUGAUUGAGGAGAAUCAGGCUGCUCUGGUUGAAGCCAGACACAAACUGAACCGUCUACAAGCGGCCAAAGAAGACAAUUGUGACACAGUCUCAGAACUGGACGACAUCUUGGGACGAGGGACAACCCGAACCACAGAGGGAGUGAAGAGCGUCAGUCAGCAGCUCCUCUUACUGCAGGAUCAGCUCAAGCAAAUUAAAGAAGAGAAAAAGAAAAUAAUUGAGAACUACACUUCAGAAAGAACAAUGAGGAAGAAGUACUACAAUAUGGUGGAAGAUAUGAAAGGUAAAAUCCGAGUGUUUUGUCGGAUUCGACCAGUGAGCAGAACCGAGGAUACGCAGGGUGAGGCCGUUGUUGUGGAUAAAAUAGACGAUUACUCUGUCACCGUGGAAACCCCUCGUGGGCCGAGGGAGUUUCAGUUUGACAAGGUGUUCAGUGCUGAAGUGUCUCAGGAAGACUUGUUUCAUGACACCUACAGACUCAUCCAGUCGGCUAUUGAUGGUUACAACGUCUGUAUCUUUGCGUACGGCCAGACGGGCUCAGGGAAGACCUUCACCAUGGUGGGGGACAAGGAGCAGAAGAAUCCCGGGAUCAUACCAAGAUCUUUUAAUGCCAUAUUUGAUAUCAUACGGGAGAACAGUACCAAAUUCGACUUCAAGGUUUCGGCCUAUAUGCUGGAGCUGUACAAUGACAAGCUGCAGGACCUCUUUGUGAGCCUGGCUGGUGAGGCCCAUGCACAGCCCCAGUCCCAUGGGCAGGCCAGGCGGGUGGAGAUCAAGAGGAACAGAAAGGGAGUUGUGUUCGCCCAAGGAGCAGAGACAAAGGAGGCUUCCAGUGCCCAGGAGCUCUACGCUCUGUUCCAGCAGGCCUGCGCCAACCGACACAUCUCUGCCACCAAGAUGAAUGUGGAGAGUUCCCGUUCCCAUCUCAUUGUUGGAAUCAUGGUGGAGAGCAGGAACCAGACCAAUGGGAGCGUGAUCACCGGGAAGCUGAGCCUCGUGGACCUGGCUGGCAGUGAGAGAGCAGCCAAGACUGGCGCCAAGGACCACCAGCUGAAGGAAGCUAACUCCAUCAACAAGUCUCUGAGUGCCCUGGGUGAUGUGAUCUCCGCCUUGUCUGCUGAACUGCCCCAUGUACCAUAUAGGAACAGCAAGCUGACACAGGUGAUGCAGGACUCCCUGGGUGGCAAUGCCAAAACCCUCAUGAUCGUCAACAUUUCUCCUUCAGAGUGCAACCUUGAUGAGACUCUCACAUCUCUCAUUUACGCAACAAGAGUGAAGGCCAUAACCAACAAUGCUCAGAGGAAUGUGGAAAGCAAAGAGAUUGCCCAGCUCAAAGAGGUGAUCAUGAAGCUGAGGUCAGGACAGACAGUGGAAGAGGAGGAUGUUUGA